UCAGAGCUUUAACCCUAAACUCUAUCCCCAACCCCCCCAGUAAUUAAAAUCACCCCAAUUCUUUAUGCCCUACCUUCCCCAAUCCCCAAUUCCAAGCUUCGAGUUCGUCGCCGGCAAUGGAGGAUCUCACUGACCUAGAUAUUGGCAAUUCCGUCGAGUCCUUCCACAAGUUCGUCGACUCGCAGCGCCAGCUCUUCCACAGCCAGAUCGAUGAGCUCCAGAGAAUCGUCGUCACUCAAUGCAAGCUCACCGGCGCCAAUCCUCUCUCUCAGGAGAUGGCAGCUGGUGCGCUUUCGAUUAAUAUCGGAAAAAGACCUAGAGAUUUGUUGAAUCCAAAGGCUAUUAAGUAUAUGCAAUCUGUUUUUUCAAUUAAAGAUGCCAUUACAAAGAAGGAGUCCCGGGAGCUCAGCGCGCUGUUCGGGGUUUCAGUCUCGCAGGUUCGUGAGUUUUUUAAUAGUCAACGAUCCAGAGUUAGAAGAAUAGUUCAGUUGUCGAGGGAGAAGGCUCUCAGAUCCUCUGAACAUAAAUUGCUGGAGGGGGUGCCGACAAGCUCUGAUCCACUGAUGCCAAUUAAUCACCUUCCUUUAAACACUAUUGGUUCACCAAUUAAUCCCCUUCCUUUAAACACUGCUGGUUCACCAAUUAAUCCCCUUCCUUUAAUCAAUAUUGAUUCGCCAAGUAAUCCCCUUCCUUUAAACACUGUUGGUUGUCCAAGUAAUCCCCUUCCUUUGAACACUGUUGGUUUACCAAGUAAUCCCCUUCCUUUAAACACUAUUGGCCCCACCAAUGUCGAGGAGGCGCCAUCUUGCUCAACACAAGAUACUUUUUCUGGAUUGGAUGACGUUGAUAAACAUUUUGUUGAAAAUAUUUUCAACUUGAUGCGGAUAGAAGAAACAUUUUCUGGGCAAGUGAAAUUGCUGGAGUUGAUAUUGCGGAUACAAAAUUCUUCAGUAUUAUGCUGGUUCUUAACUAAAGGUGGUGUGAUGAUUUUAGUGACAUGGUUGACUCAAGCAGCUGAUGAAGAACAAACAAGUGUUCUACUUGUCAUCUUAAAGGUUUUUUGUCAUUUGCCUCUAUCCAAAGCUCUUCCUGUACAUAUGUCAGCCAUACUGCAAAGUGUUAAUAGAUUGCGGUUUUACAGGACAUCAGAAAUAUCAAACAGGGCAAGGGUCUUGUUAUCAAGAUGGAGCAAGUCAUUAGCAAGAAGCCAAGCUUUGAAGAAACCAAAUGGCAUGAAAACAUCUAAUGAUUCGCAAGAAUUAGCGUUGCUGAAGCGAAGUAUCGAUGAAGCUAUAAGCGAUGAUCCAUGGAAUUCGAAUGGUGAUGGUCACGAAGACAUUCUUGCCUUGUCAUACGAAAGUGCAAUUAAAUCAAGGAAAUUGGAAUCUUCCGAACCAAUGAAGCUAUUGAUAGCAUCAUCAGAUGAUUUAAAUAAGAAACACAUCCUUGGUAUAUCUGCAUCCCAAUUUAAAGGACGCAGAAAGGUUCAAUUGGUUGAACAACCGGGGCAAAAAACAGCUGGGAGAAGUUCACAGGCUGCAAGACCAACACCUGUCAGUCAGGCUCGUCCAAUGUCUGUUGAUGAUAUCCAAAAAGCAAAAUUGCGAGCACAGUAUAUGCAAAGCAAGUAUGGAAAGUCUGCUCCCUCUAAUGAAAAUAAAGAUGUGAAGGCUGAAGGUGUGAACAACCUUCCAAUAUCUCAGGCCAGCAAUUUGCCUGUUGUACCUAACAUUCCAGUUCAGUCCAAUCGUGAAGAAUCCAAAAUACCUGUGACCCUUCCUUUGAAAGAGAGGGAAACUCCUGAUAUAAGCGUACAGCCUAUUGCAAGUUUCCAGCCUAUUGCUCCAAAGCUAAAAACAGAUAUGAAGGAGCACAUCUGGGAGAAGUGCAGGAGAGUCCAAGUGCUGUGGAAGAUGCCACCAGAAGUAAAACUCAAUCCAGAAUGGAGGGUUGGGGGUGGUGAGAAUGGCAAAGAAAUGGAAGUCCAGAAAAACAGAAACCACCGUGAGCGGGAAACUAUUUACAACACAUUGAAAGAGAUACCACCUAACCCGAAGGAACCCUGGGAUGUUGAAAUGGACUAUGAUGACUCAUUGACUCCAGUAAUUCCAACAGAACAGCCACCUGACACUGAUUGUACUGAAACACAACCUGCCCAUAGUCAAGAAGUAAAUAAUGCAGCAGAAACGUUGGUUGUACCUUCUCAAGAAGUAAACAGUGUUGCUUCUUUGGCGCCGCUAAAUAACACAGCAAGCAGCACAGCUGAACCAGAUAUAGAGCUGCUUGCUGUGCUGCUAAAAAAUCCAGAAUUGGUGUUUGCCUUGACUUCUGGGCAGGCUAGUAACUUAUCGAGUGAGGACACAGUAAAAUUGCUGGAUAUGAUUAAGGCCGGUGGGGCUGCUUUUGCUGGUAAUUUAAAUGGGUUAGCUAGUAAAAUGGAGGAGAAGGUUGAAGUUUCUCUUCCAUCCCCAACACCUGCAAGCAACCCUGGAACGAGCGGAUGGAGACCAGAAGCCACAAGGAAUGCAUUUUCACAGCAAAACUUGAUGCAGAACAGAGUGAGCCAUGGCUACAGUUCACCAGAAAUGGCGGCCAACAACAACUUGGUGCCGUCGCAGCUUUCAUCAGCUCUUACUAGUCCUCUACCACAGCGGCUAACGAGUGCCAUCCGGGCAGUACCUGCAUAUUCACCUGAGCAUGUUCAUCAAAUUCCUGAUAGUACAACCCUACCAUCACACUUGCAGCAUAACUAUUCAAACAUGGCUGUUCCUUCGGUUUGGGGUGAAAGCACAAGUAAUGGCAGGCCAGAACCGUCAUAUAACUCUUUUAAUGUGGCGGCAGAAAGGCAGCCUAACUCGCUCCCAUCACCCUUCUUGUCCACUCCAAUACACCAACAAAGACACUCCCCACAACCAGUGCAACGACAAAACCAUUACUCCGAGUCGCCCUAUUUCUCUAAACCACCAACUGUGAAACACGGACUCCCGCUUUCCGAUUCAUGGAGAUCUGAUAGGCAGGGUCUACCUUCGAACUAUCGUUAUUUAGAGAACCAAAAUCAGUACUACAAUGCACCAUCGUAUGGCGGACCUUUGCAACAGCAAGCUCAGCUGAGGUCAGGUCCUCCAUAUGAAGGUUCUGAAUAUAUGUCCAAUGGAGGAGGUUUUGAAUCGUGGAGUCCUCCAGAGGAUAGCCCGGCUAGGAAUGCCGAGUAUAACAUGUAUGGAAGAAACGCGUACGGGCCUGCGGACAGGUCAAGGCAAAGAAAUACUCAAACUCCUGGAUACCAAGAUUAUAGUAGGCAAGGACACAGGUGGCCGAACCGCGGCAGACACUGACUCACUGAGUUUGAUAUCACCAGAGGGUGGAUGUUUGUUAAUAACCGAUAAAUAGAAUCGAGUCUGAUAUUUAAGAUGAGCGGAGUAUUGAAACCAGUAGAGCUUGUACGAACCCGUAUUGACCGUGACCCUGUGAGCUAGAAAGAAAAGAUUGAUUCUGACCAAACUUGGUUCGGGAUAUGCAUAUAACUAGACAGCUAAUUGUUCUUAUUCCUCCACUUUGAUAUAGUUGAAUCCUUUGCUUGA
Molecule: messenger RNA, 3581 nt
Organism: Argentina anserina (silverweed cinquefoil)
Lineage: Eukaryota; Viridiplantae; Streptophyta; Magnoliopsida; Rosales; Rosaceae
Product: homeobox protein LUMINIDEPENDENS
Exons: 13
Coding region: 117-3335 (1072 amino acids)
Biological process (GO): vegetative to reproductive phase transition of meristem
Cellular component (GO): nucleus
Molecular function (GO): DNA binding
Source: RefSeq, a predicted model, not a curated record